AUGAAUAUGGACACCAUUCGCAUUCCAGCCACGGUAACGAAAGAUGAUUUUGAAUUUGGGCAAAUAUUGGGAGAAGGAGCCUUCGGACAAGUUCGGUUGUGUGUCCAUAAGGCAACGGAGGUUCAGUUUGCGGCAAAAAUCCUCAAGAAAGAGAAGCUCAUCAAGGCAAAACAAACAAAAUAUGUAAAAUCUGAGAAGGAAAUCUUGUUGGAGAUGGAUCAUUCGAAUAUAUCCAAGUUGUGCUAUACAUUUACCGAUGAGAAGAGACUGUACUUUAUAUUGGAGCUGAUCACUGGAGGGGAGUUGUUCGAGUGUAUCAUUAAGAGCAAUCUAUCAACGAAAGAGCUCAAAAAGGUAGUACAGUUCUAUAUGGCACAACUGUUGGAGGCACUCAUUUAUAUACACUCUUUGCAUAUUUGUCAUCGUGAUUUGAAACCAGAGAAUCUCAUGCUCAAUGGCGAUGGAAAUUUGAAACUUGUUGAUUUUGGAAUUGCAAAGAAAAUAGAAAAACCAGGACCCAAUACAUUUUGUGGAACUGCAGAGUACUUGGCUCCAGAGGUGGUCACAAAUAAUGAGUAUGGUAUCAUGGUGGACUGGUGGGCUUAUGGCUGUAUUAUUUAUGAACUCUUUUGUGGUAAGAGCCCUUUUUACAGCUCGAGCAUGGCCGUAACUUGUCAAAAGAUUGUAGAUCGUGACAUAUUUUGGCCCAAAACUCUACCUUCCGAUGCUAAGGACCUGAUUGAUGGUCUUCUUUGUACAGAUCCAGAGAGAAGACUCGGAGGAGUUGCAUUAAGGAAACAUCCAUUUUUCAAAGGUAUCGAAUGGAAAAAUUUCAGCAAAAUUAAGCCACCAUUGAUUCCUGAUCUCAUGUUUGACAAUGAAGACAGAGGUGUGGGCAUUAAAAUGUCCAUGUUUGAACCUAGAAAUGAUCAGGAAGACGUAAUGAUCCAAGCUCAUGUGUUUAAGGCUCGAACCAAAAGUGCUUCAGUUCAAGAUAUCAUUAAGAGGAGUAAUCUUCUCCGCAAACUGUAUCCCCAAUUGAACCAAUUACCUGAAAGACCGCGACCAAUCAACUCUCGUAUUAUUCAAAAUUCUGAAAAUAUUCCAAAAACAAAUGAUAAGGUUGAGGAGGAAGAGGUCAAUGACGAAAGAAAGGGAAAUAACCCCUCAGUACCAUCAAACUUUGCUAAUGCAGGAGAUAAGGCAACUUCUGAAGAACAGUCGUCACCAUCUUCCAAAAAACAGGUGGUAAUGAUUCAGUCAGCACUAUCCAUGAAGACUCCAGUGAUGAAAAUCAUCUUUGGCCAAGGAGACAAAGUUGCAGCAAGUAGCAGUUUUCAAGCGAAAGCGUUCGCUAUUACCAUCGAUCAUGAAUCCAAUAUAAUAUUCAAUGAGCAAAAGAGUAUGACUACAGUAUCUACUUGUAACUUUUUGGAAUAUUCGCCAAAUGGUGAAAUGUUGGUGUUUGACAUGCAGAGACAUAUUGGAUUGAUGGAAACAAAAAAUCCAAAGAAGAAACCCAAACAACUUGUUGGUCAUCCUCUACCAAUUACAAAAGUGUCAUGGCAUCCAAAGAGUACACUACUUGCAGCAGGCGGGUUGGAUAGUUUGGUCUAUCUCUGGAAUGUAGAGAGUGGUAAGCCAAAACUUCAAACACAAAUAGAGUCGCACAAGGCCUACAUUUCAGAUUUGCAAUUUCAUCCAAAAGAAAGCCUCCUUGCAAGUGCAAGUGGAGACUGCAAGGUUAUUUUCUAUGAUGCUCAAAGUGAGAGAGUUGUUCACAAGUUCAGUGCUCACGAAGAUGCAAUAUUAGGAGUGAGGUGGAAUGAAACAUAUGACAAUAUUUUCUGUACUUGGUCUAUGGACAGAAGACUCAUCAUUUCAGAUAGAAGAACAUUUAAACCAGUGAAAAUACUCGCCCAUAGCAGGCCAAUUAUCAAUGCAGAAUGGUCCAAAGACGGUACCAUGCUAGCAACAUGCACUAGAGAUUCCAUCAGGAUUUGGCAAUAUUCAAACAUCACUUCAAGCUUCUGUUACACCAAUGCUGACAAUUUACCGGGUGAAUUAUUAUCUUUUGAUUGCACCAACAAGUAUCUUGCUGUUCUCAAAUGCCGUGAUGAUACUUUCCCUUCCGUCAUUGAUACGAAACCGGAUCUUUCAUCAAUGUUGCGUUACAGUCGAACAAUGCUCACAAGCAGCCAGUGA
This is a messenger RNA of Naegleria lovaniensis, 2205 nucleotides long. RefSeq lists its product as uncharacterized. Gene Ontology annotation, molecular function: ATP binding; protein serine/threonine kinase activity; protein binding. The transcript is spliced from 4 exons. The coding region runs from base 1 to 2205 and encodes 734 amino acids. NCBI's taxonomy places the organism in Eukaryota, Heterolobosea, Eutetramitea, Acrasida, Naegleriidae. The record is from RefSeq and is a predicted model, not a curated record. Gene Ontology annotation, biological process: intracellular signal transduction; peptidyl-serine phosphorylation.